UUUCCAACACUCUUUGACUGGUGUGAAAGAUGCAUGACAGGUCUACUAGCGCAUGUAACCUUGUAUGAGACUUGAGAAUAUUUUUUGAAGUUACAUAUAUUCUCAGUUCAGCCUUUAUCACAUGCUGUCCUCUGGACAGCCAAUGUUUUGAACGUGUUUUGUUGUUGUUCUUAAAUAUGUCCAUUGUUGUAACGGUGCUAGCAAGAAGCUGUUGAACUUCGGCAGAAUGCGACGACUUUUAACACGGGUAAUAAACCGAGUUUUGUUGAGUGAGCUGUUCACACCGGCGAUGGGCAUCGAGGCUGAAAUACACACAGAAGGCCGCCGACGGCUGGUGGUGGGGCUGGGUAACCCAGGGAUGGAGGGUACCAGACACAGUGUUGGCAUGGCGGUGCUUGGGGCGCUCGCCACCCAGCUCGGCGUGGCUGACCGUUGGCAUCGUGACAAGCACGUGUCCGGUGAGGUCACUGUGGCAGAGGUACAACAUACACAUGUGGUGCUGCUUCGUCCCUGGCUGCUGAUGAACGUCAACGGGGUGUCAGUUGCCAAAGCAGCUGGUAAAUAUGGCAUCAAGCCUGAAGACAUCCUGCUGGUCCAUGAUGAUCUGGACAAACCCCUGGGGAAAGUUGCCAUCAAACAUGGAGGAAGUGCCAGAGGUCACAAUGGAGUCCGUUCCUGUGUAGACUGCCUUCAGACUGAUGUGAUGCUCAGACUUCGGGUCGGGAUCGGCCGGCCAACGACAAAAACGAUGGUGGAGCGUCACGUCCUGGGCCGCUUCUCCUCAGAGGAGCAGAAAGUUCUGGACUCUGUUCUGGUCCAGAGUGUGGACCUCCUCCUCUCCCAGCUAUCCCAGCAGGACCCCCAGUCCUCACCAGCAGGGGGCAGACCAGCAGCACAGAAUAAGAAGGAGAGGGAGUAUUCAGCAGCUCCAGCUGAUGGCUCUGCUGCUGCUCAGAGCUGAAGCUCAGUGUUCCUGAACUCAGACAGAACAGGAGACCAUGGACCUUUACAGAAAGAACAUCUGGACUGAGACUUAAUUUAUUCUCUGGUGUUGAAUGAGAUUUCUACAGAGUAUGCUCUCAAAGCAGAUAUAUGACUAAUUCUGUGUGGAUUUAGUUAUAAAAGGUCAUUUUGCUCAAUGAAAUGUCAAAAAUGACUGUAGCAUUAGCACAGGUUGCCAGCCUGGACAGUAUUCAGUACAACCAUUGGUCUGAUUGAUGGUUAAGAGAAAAAAAACUUCUGUAAGAUUUCUGUAAGAUUUGUAGUGACAUUCAGUCAGAAGCAGAACAGGAACUGAUCCAAAAAUAUGUUAAGAAUAUCUAAUACUUCAAGACAUGACAUUAUGGAGAUAUUUUGCAGUUUUCUGGUACUGAAUACCGAACUUGAAUGGAAGAAAACAUUAUCAGGUAUAUUAAUCUUUAAUUGGCCGUCUCUUGCUCUUUUGCUGAAUAAAAUAACAAGUGGACAGCGCAGAUAGACAGGUACUGCCAGAAUCUAUAAUUGAAAGAUGUAUUAAUGUCACUUUUGAUAGGGAUCAUUUAAAUGUAGUUAUGAAAUAACUGAGAUAGAUGUGUGCUGGUGUUUUGAAAAAUAAACCGUUAGUGUUCUCUGCUGAAUGAACCUAAGUAAUGGAGACACUAGGCAUCAUAUAAGAA
Molecule: messenger RNA, 1655 nt
Organism: Scatophagus argus
Lineage: Eukaryota; Metazoa; Chordata; Actinopteri; Scatophagidae
Gene: ptrh1
Product: peptidyl-tRNA hydrolase 1 homolog
Exons: 6
Coding region: 227-961 (244 amino acids)
Molecular function (GO): peptidyl-tRNA hydrolase activity
Source: RefSeq, a predicted model, not a curated record